Messenger RNA from Prorocentrum cordatum, 1572 nucleotides. NCBI's taxonomy places the organism in Eukaryota, Dinophyceae, Prorocentrales, Prorocentraceae. The record is from the annotation of a GenBank genome assembly.
AUGUCCACAGUGGCCCUCAAGGACCCCAGGGGUGGGGCGAUAGAGAGGGUGCAGGUGCCCGCGGACCGCGCGUUCGUCCUCCGCGCCGCCCGCCGCGGCACCCGCGCGCUGCAGCACGCCGCCGAGGAGUUGCGGGAGGACUGGGAGUUCAUGCUUUCUGCGGUCCGCCGCAACUGGCGGGCGCUCUCGUACGCGGGGGGCGGCCUGCAGGCGGACCGCGAGCUGGUCCUGGAGGCUGUGCGGCAAAGCGGCCGCGCCCUGGAGUACGCCUCCGAGGCCCUCAGGCAAGACCGCAGCUUCAUCCUGGAGGUGGUGUGGCUGCGCGGCGACGCCCUCUGCCACCUGCCGGAGGAGUAUGCGGUGGACCCGGAGGUGGCCCUGACGGCCCUCAGCAACGACAGGAACGCCCUGCUGUACGUCUCCAACGAGCUCUGGUCCAGCCCCGAGUUCAUCCUCAGCGCCCUGCGGGCGCAGCCGCCCGCGCUCCAGCACGCCGCGCCACACCUCCGGAAGGAUCCAGACUUCGUCCUCGAGGCCGUGAAGGCCCAUCCAGCGUCCAUCGUGUACGCCCCGCUCGGCCUGAGGGGCAACCGCGACUUCAUGGCGAAGGCGGUGAGCGUCGACGUGCAGGCGCUGCGCUUCGCCACGGAGGACCUGCGUGGCAACGCCGAGUUCGUCCUCGAGCUCGUGCGCCGCGACGGCCGCGCGUUGUCUCACGCAGCUGAGCGGCUGGGCGCAGACCGGGAGCUCGCGCGCGCGGCAGUGAAGCAGUGCGGCGCCGUGCUGCGGACGCUCCCGGAGGUGCUGCGCGCGGACAGGGAAAUUGUGCUCGCGGCGGUGUGCGGGUGUCCGCAGGCGCUGGAGCACGCCAGCCAGGAGCUGCGCGAGGACCGGGAGGUGGUGCUGGCGGCGGCGCAGCAGGAUGUGCACGCCCUGCAGCACGCCUCCCCCGCAGUUCUGGCGGACCGCGGCCUGAUACUCCAGGUGCUGGUCCGCAGCCGGCGGGCGCUGACCUACGCGGCCAGAGCGCUGCAGGAGGACCGCGGCUUCGUCGAGGAGGCGGUGCGGCACAACGGCGGCGCCCUCGUGUACGCUCCAGAGGAGCUGCGCGCGCGGACCCCAGCGUCGUGCUGGCCGCCUGUCGCAGGACACGGGUGCCCUGACGUACGCGGCGGAGGAGCUGCGGAGCUGCCGCGACUUCAUGCUCGCGGCCGUGGCGGCGCGUGGUGCGGCCCUGGAGUUCGCCCAGCGGGAGCUGAGGGCCGACAGGGAGGUGGUGCUCGCGGCGGUGGGCUCGCAGGGCUCCGCGCUCAGGUACGCCUCCGAGGAGCUCCACGGCGACCGCGGAGUGGUGCUCGUCGCCAUCUCGCAGGACGGGUGCGCCCUCAGGUACGCGUCGAGGAGGCUGCAGGGCGAUCGGGAGGUGGCCUUGGCCGCGGUGCGCCGCUCUUGGGCGGGGCGGGCGCGGCUGUCGCUUACGCUGGGAACCGAUCUGCUGGCCGGCGCCCCAUCCCGGUCCCUACCGGAGUUGGUCGUAGUCCUGCCAUGGCCAAGGGCCCCCUGACGUCCUGA